AACACAGUUAGAAAUAACAUAAAAUUCAAGGAGAACAUCAAAUCCGAUGUGUUGAUUUAUCAAACGAGACAAUUAAUCAUGAACGACAAACUAUCCGAAUCCAGAAAAACCUUAGGUGCUGCUCCGUCUCCAAAUGGGAGUGAAGAUUCGGGGAGCACAAAAAGUCUGGAUCAUCUUGAAAACCGAUUGACGAUCCGUGAUUUUAGGAAAAUGCAAGAGCUGUUUAAGUGUCCUGGAUCAAGUGGGAAUAUAGGGAAGAUGACCAGAGAAGAGUUCAUGGAAAAAAUGUCCACAGAGAUUAGACAAGGCACUAAGGAAGAGUUCAGAGAAUUGUUUGAUAAGAUAGACUUGGUCCAUGAAGGUUUCAUUGAUUGGGACAAACUGACUUCCUUUAUGCUGCUUGAGCUCUAUGAGAAGGAUGAACGAACCAAGCUAUCGGUCCUCCCUCAGUGGAAGGAGAUCCAGUUUCUUCCACCAAUCCAUAAAGAUGCUGUUCAAGUGGUCAUGUUUUUGAAAACCCACUCCAGCUACUUGACCAUGAGCAGAAGUGGAUUGCUUGGUCUCUGGGGGCAAAAUUUAAAGCUACAGAGGACCCUUCAGAUUACCACGGAAACUGUAAAACCAAAACACCUCUGGGUAACUUCUCUGGUUGCACUGCCCAAUGUUAACAAGAUAGCUGUUGCAUUUACGAGCAAAGAGAUCUAUUUUGCUGAACUGAAUUCUAAACAAGGAUUCUCAUAUCAGUAUAAGCUUCAGGGCUUUGAAGGAACCAUCAUAUGUAUGGACUACUGGUACAAUCCUCAUGAUGGAAACAGUGCUAUUCUGACGAUGGGAGAUGUCUGUGGGCAGGUGCUGGCAAUUGCCUUCCACACAGCCCAGAUCUCAUUGUUUGAACGACCUUCCUGUUCCCCUGAGGAUGAAAAUGCGAUGAUGACUAUUAAUUGGCAGGAGCUGCUUUCUGGGCAUCACAAGUCCUGCUACACAUUAUGCCACAGGCUCCAUGGUAAAGAAUGGGUGAGGCAAGUUGCAUACAUCUCCUCAUUAGAUGCUUUUAUCUCUGUUACGAGCGGUAGUACAAACACACUGGUGUUAGCUUGGAGAGAAAAAUUAAGUCUUCAUCUUACAGUGACAUGUUUCCACAUCACCCAAGGAAUCAAUGCGUUUGACUUCCAUUCCAGGCUCAACUUGAUAGCAACUGCAGGGAUUAAUCGACAUGUUUGCCUUUGGAACCCAUAUGUCACUUCUAAACCUGCUGGUGUCCUGGAGGGCCAUUCGGAUGCUGUAACUGCCGUCCAGUUCAUUAUGGAGCGUAAACUGCUCUUCAGCUUCUCCAAAGAUAAGGUGUUAAGGAUCUGGGACAUUCAACAUCAGCUCUGUAUCCAAAGGGUUGCGGGUUCUUUCCCAAGAAGCCUGGACUACCAUUCUGUGCUUUACUUCAAUGAAUCUCAUGGACACCUUUUAAUCUCAUUUAACAAUCGACUGGCAUUGUUGGAAAUGGAGCAGGAUUUGGGCAACCGCAGAGUCACAAGUCACAGAAAAGCAGUGACUUGCAUUCUUUACAACUCUGUAUUCAAACAGGUAAUCAGCUCGGAUACAGGAUCCACAAUUAUCUUCUGGCUAAUUGAAACUGGGCAGAAAAUCAAAGAGUUUAGCCGUUGCCAUGGCAAUGCUGAGAUCAGCACUAUGGCUCUCGAUGGGACAGAGACCAGGCUGUUCACCGGUGGCAUGGAUGGAACUGUAAAGGUGUGGGAUUUCAAUGGCCACUGCCACCAUAAACUCAAUGCCGGAAGAGACCGAACAGUUGAAAUUUCCCAAAUCUUAGUACUAAGUUGGACCAUAUUAGUCCUAGGCUGGGACAGGAUGAUUACUGUCUUCCGCCUGAACAAUCUGACUCAGUUUUCUGUUCAGCCUUCAGAAUGGAAAGGAGGAGUUCAGCACCAGGAUGACAUUUUAUGUGCUGCAUUUUUGCCUCCACAAACUCUAGCUACAGGGAGUUUGGGUGGAGAAAUCAUUGUUUGGAAUAACAGUACAGAAAAUGCCUACGUCAAGCUUGGAAGAUCCCCAACAUCCAACUCAGGUUCUCAGGUGGAACGGAACAUAACUCCUACUGGCAGGCUGUCUUCUAGAAGACACAUGGUGUCUGCAGCUGAGUUGGCCAGCUCUGAGGCGGAGAACUGCAGUGCAAUUACAAGGCUCACCUUCUUGGAAGCCAGGAAUAUGUCAGCAACAGGAGGAGCAAACCUAGUAUCUUGUGGAGGUGCUGGUUAUGUCAGAUUCUGGAGUACUCAGAGGAGCAAGUUACUGGCAGAGUUUGAAGCUCAUGGUGGAGUGGGGCCCAUUAUUAUGACAGUUGAAAAAAGAAACCAAUACCUCAUUACAGGAGAUCAAGUUGGAUGGGUGAAGAUAUGGAACAUAGAGGACUACUGCCUAAUGUUGGCCAACGAUGUGAUAACGCAGCCACCUCUCCUGAUAAGGUCAUUUCAGGUUCACGAUGACAGUAUCACUAGCCUGGGGACCUGUAUACAGAACGACAGCCUCUUCAUCUUGUCCUCCUCGACAGACUGCAGCAUUGUGCUUAGUGACAUUUCCGGCGUUCCAUUUGGAAUAUUUGGGCAGGAAAGGCAUUGGAGAAUCGCAAAUCAUGUCGUUUCUUUCGCCAGAGAAGAACACAAGUUACAGACAGAGGAGGAAAAUGACAUUAAAAAUAACAGCCUGUUGUCCUUUGUGGAAGACAAUUCUUCCCCUCAUCUAGUGGAACAACCGGUACCUGUUACAGAAGCUCAAGAUGACUCCACAGACAUGGUGAAUGUAUGGGACAACACAAUCCUGGGUAAAAGUUACAAAGAGAAUAAAACAGAGAAAAGAAGAAAAUGCAGAAUUUUCAAUAAAACUGCUGGGAUAAAGCCAAAUGUUGUAUUUAGGUCAUUAAAGAUUGAAGCCCUGAAGGAGACGACAGAUACGAACCAACUCCUCUCUCUUGUGCACCCUGACAAAUACUUUGGGGAAAAGUCAGCAGAGAAGUGUUCUGAAGAUUUAACGCUGCCUACCCUGUCGGCUACCCUGAAAGCUGCAUUUGAUGAAAAGAGCUUAUUCCCCAAAGAAAUUCUGGACCGGGAAAAGAAAUCAAGGCAGCUGUAUGAAGAAAUAUGUAAAGAAGCAGAGGUAACCAAGGAAAGAAAGCAAGGGACGUUCAAAGGAAAUGAAAUGGGAUCCCUUUCAAAAGGAAAGCUCAGUAACGUCCAGACUGAUGAAGAUUUCUGCAGAGUCGACAACCUAUUUAUGCCUGUGGUAUCUUAGUGGUCUAAUAAAAGUUUCACCUACUCUCA
Molecule: messenger RNA, 3326 nt
Organism: Pogona vitticeps (central bearded dragon)
Lineage: Eukaryota; Metazoa; Chordata; Lepidosauria; Squamata; Agamidae
Gene: WDR49
Product: WD repeat domain 49
Molecular function (GO): calcium ion binding; protein binding
Source: RefSeq, a predicted model, not a curated record